UAGUUCCUUUAUUACAUUCCUUCGUGCAAUUAACUUUCCUCUUGUACAGACGCCUUUCAAAUUUCAAACCACGCCAGACUGGAAAAUUGAAAAUUAAAAAGUGCGGCGUUAUUAAAAAUGGUAUCAUAGUGUAUUUAUUUCGGGUUAUUCAGAAAAAUAUUAUAUUACUUUCUUUUAUCGUCUACGGGAAUCUAUUCGUUGUCAAUGCUUGUUUCAAAGGCACAUUCCGCUUCUGAUGGGCUGCAUUUUCUACUACAUUAGGUCGGUACCCACAAAAAAUUGCAUCAAAGAAGAGGUAAUGCGGGAUUUUGAACAGUUUACAAUCCGGGUUUGAAGACAUAUUGGAGGACUUCAAAUAAACAAUCUAACACGCUGUAAUUGGCAGAAGGUUACCGAUUCGCUGCAGCAACUUCUUUAAAUUGAUUUUCGGCGACGAAUUAUUUAUUGAUAUGGAAUUGAGAAGGUGGCGUGGCACAUUAAAAUUUUAUUUCUUACUAUUACUGCUAACGUGCGCCUUGGCGAAAUUGAAAAAGGAAAGGGAGAGGAAGAAGGUGGUGAAAAUGAAAAGUGAAAGUGAUAAUUUGUGCACUAUCGUGGGCACCUCGGCGCCUUUUCAUUGUUUUUGUAGCGACGGCAGCGCGUCAAACGCGACGAAAGCGAAGUGCUGGGUGUUUAGUGGACUAACAGCCGAGCAUAGCUUUUGGACACUAUUCUCAACGCAACCGUUUAUACGCGAACUUAAUCUGAUGGUAACUCCAAUGGGUCAAUUAAAUUUCCUACCUACGUCGGGGUUGCAGUACUUGACGCAAUUACAGACGUUAACAAUCCUGUACGGAAACAUAAGCGACAUUCACGCUUAUGCCUUGGCCAACUUAACAAAGGUUCACGAAGUAAGGCUCGCGAAAAAUCAAAUAAUAACUUUGAGCCAACGUGCGUUUGCCCACUUGACGAACCUGUCCGUUUUGGACUUGGAGGAAAAUCGAAUAGUAGAACUUAACCGAAACGUGUUCUUUGAUCUACCGCUUUUAAGUAAGCUGUUGCUGAAACUAAAUAAUAUAAGUGCGAUUCAAGAGGGUGCUUUCAGACAGUUAGGGCAGUUAGUGGAGCUCGAUCUUAGUGCUAACGCGAUUAGUGUAUUAACAAAGGACGUUUUUGCUGGACUACUAGAGCUGAAGAAAUUGUUUUUGAGAUACAAUAAGAUCGUUAUGCUGGGUGAUCUUACGUUUGCGGAGCUCUGGAUCUUGGAGGAACUGGACUUGGAAGGAAAUCUUAUCGAGCUCAUCUCCGAUCGGGCAUUCGCCGGUUUGACACAUUUAUUCAAAUUGAACCUGAGUUACAACAAAUUGAAGACCUUGCGAAGCAAUCUAUUGGAUAGUGUUCCUGCAAUUAUGGACUUCGAUCUUCGCCACAACGAGCUCGAAACAUUAACUUUGGACAACGUGAAGCCCAUUCUACAUAACUUUCACAACGGAAAUGGUCACUUCUAUCUUGCUGAUAACAAAUUCGUCUGCGACUGCCGACUGGCUUGGAUGCACGCUUUAAGAAAUGAAGCAAAAGGCGAGAAAAUACGUGAGGCGUUAGACAAACUAACGUGUCAUUUACAAAAGGCGGAUGGUGAAUCGUCGAUCAAGCCUCACGCCGAUGCAGUGCUGAAUCGUCGUCCAAAUACCUCCACAGGUUUGGAUUACGCAGGCGAGGACGUCGAUGACACCGUCUACUAUGACGACGACGACGAGGAUGAGCAACCGCAGAAAAGUUCGCCUGAAAAUUUGCGGCGUGUUCUGGAAAUUCCUCCAUCGGAAUUACCGUGCGCGAAUGCAUCUACAACGCAGGCACCUCGAAUAUUGUUAAAUACACCUUCUUAUGCUGAAAUAAAUUCUAAUAGCGGCGCAAUUUGUCAAUUUUAUACGGUAUUGUCUUGCUGUAUCUUUAUGCUGGUAGGUGUAUCAUAGAACUUCGCAUGUCUUUUUCUUAACCAAAACCGACAAAAAGACUUGUAAAUAAAAUGCAUGUACAGUUUUGUGCUUUCUGAUCUGAUAAUGGUAAUUAUAUGAAUAGACUGUGAUACUGUAAAGAGUUUUAGAAAGAUUUUUCCUUCUAACUACAAUGUGGUGUGGGAAUUCUUCUUCAGUACACGUUUUUUUUUGUAAAGGUUGGCCUGUCACAGGAUCACAUUCAUGAAAAUUUAAAUACUCUGAAACUUGCAGAUUUUUUGCAGUUAACUUUGGGAAAUUACGAAGUAACCUGUUCCUGCGCCUCUAGUUAGUUGUAACAACUUUUUAAAAUUGAUAACCUACUCUAGAGAGCAGUGCGAUAGCAUAAAAGGUGAUAAAAAUGGCAACAUUCAUUUUAAAUGAGUUUACCUAACACUGUGACAGAUAAAGGUUCAUUUCGCUUAACUUAUUCAAUAUUCCAAACUGCGUUGAAAGACCAACCCUUAGAAAACGUGAACGGAAAAUUAUUGUUUUAUGUAAUGACACGAUGUUGUGUUGUCAAUUAUUUAUUUAGGAUUAGUCAGACGACCAUUUGUAUUGUAAGCGUAACUGUGUAAUAUAAAUACCUGGUAACUAA
Messenger RNA from Photinus pyralis (common eastern firefly), 2571 nucleotides. Its product is annotated as connectin-like. The record is from RefSeq and is a predicted model, not a curated record. NCBI's taxonomy places the organism in Eukaryota, Metazoa, Arthropoda, Insecta, Coleoptera, Lampyridae. Gene Ontology annotation, molecular function: protein binding. The coding region runs from base 450 to 1952 and encodes 500 amino acids. The transcript is spliced from 6 exons.